Messenger RNA from Homarus americanus (American lobster), 417 nucleotides. RefSeq lists its product as uncharacterized. Lineage: Eukaryota; Metazoa; Arthropoda; Malacostraca; Decapoda; Nephropidae. The record is from RefSeq and is a predicted model, not a curated record. The annotation marks the transcript as partial. The transcript has 2 exons.
UACAGAUCACUGACGGCCGGAUACUACAGAGGCACAUCCGGAUGUUUUGAUUUACGUUUCUGGGGAGACACGUCAUAAUCAAACGUCAUCAUGUCGCAUAAAUACGUCUCGAACAAGGCCGUCAUGAAGAACCAGGGGUUCUUGGACAAGCUGGGUUCGACGCUCAUGUCCCGAUCGAACCCGAACCCGAUGACUGAGGUUAAGACCCAAUCAAGCAUUACCUGGCAUAAGACCUCAGACGUGAAGGCUCGCAUCAAGACUGCUACAGGGACUAUCGCUAUCUACGAGGAUAUGAGCCCGGAGGAGAUAGCCGAACUGCAAGAACAGGCGACUAUGGCGGCAGGAGGAACCGCACCCGAGCUCUCUGGUGCCGCAGCUACCGCAGUACAGACAGCAGCCAUCGCCGCAGGAAUUGGC